This is a messenger RNA of Echinococcus granulosus, 504 nucleotides long. RefSeq names its product Heart- and neural crest derivatives-expressed protein. Gene Ontology annotation, molecular function: protein dimerization activity; RNA polymerase II transcription regulatory region sequence-specific DNA binding; DNA-binding transcription factor activity, RNA polymerase II-specific. Gene Ontology annotation, biological process: developmental process; regulation of transcription by RNA polymerase II. Lineage: Eukaryota; Metazoa; Platyhelminthes; Cestoda; Cyclophyllidea; Taeniidae. The record is from RefSeq and is a predicted model, not a curated record. The transcript has 2 exons. The coding region runs from base 1 to 504 and encodes 167 amino acids.
AUGUCCGCAGUGGUCACGAUCCCACAAGUCAUGGAGUUCGGUACCCAACAGUUAGCCCUCUGGCAUAAGCGUCGAAAGCAACAGGAGAAGAAGUCUCUACGAUGUGACGAGAAACUAUGCAGUUCGGGUAAACGCGUACGAGCUUCAAUCUUUAAUCCUGCUGUCAAUCUGUUGGAAAUUAAGUCGUCUAAUAUCGAGGAGGAUAAGUGGAAUUCUUCCACUGACGUGCAAAGCGAAGAUGACGAAUACGAGAGAAAAAGAAGAGCCACCCAACGUGAGCAGGAUAGACGUCGAACGGAGGCAUUAAAUAGAGCAUUCGCGCAACUACGAGCCUCCCUUCCGCAUGUUCCACACGAUACCAAGUUGACAAAACUGCGAACACUACGGAUAGCCAUUGCAUACAUUCGACAACUGCAGGCUGUGACGCAGCUACAAAGUCAGGACAAUCACUCUUCCUCCCCUCCCUCCUUUCCUCCACCCCCACUACCACCAUGGGCACCAUGA